Anguilla anguilla (European eel) is the source of this 8288-nucleotide messenger RNA. RefSeq names its product interferon-induced very large GTPase 1-like. The transcript has 3 exons. The coding region runs from base 168 to 7097 and encodes 2309 amino acids. The record is from RefSeq and is a predicted model, not a curated record. NCBI's taxonomy places the organism in Eukaryota, Metazoa, Chordata, Actinopteri, Anguilliformes, Anguillidae. Gene Ontology annotation, molecular function: GTP binding.
GCUACACCCACAAGUACAGACCCCCAGCAUAUAAAGCCCACACACAGGAUCCACAGUGUCUUCAGACGUGUGACUCCGGAGAGAAGACUUACGAAGGCUCCUGUAUUACAGAUCAGCACUGUGGUGAGUGAAUGACCUAAGAGAGCGGGAUCCAGAAGGGAGCAGAGAUGGAGCAGGAAACAGAGUCAACAGAAGGUCAGGUUGCAGAAGAGAAGCAGCUGACAAAUCUCAGCAAAGUGCUUCAGAAAGCAGGGCUAGAAAAACAGAGAAUUAAACGGGCUAAGAAGAAUCUUGAAGAGCUAAAAGAACUUCACCAGGAAGGCAUAGAUCAAAAUGACACCAAAGUUAAGAAGAAGCUUGAUGAAAUCAGAUCAGCUCUAGAUAUGCCCGAAAGCUCCUGGCUGCCUUCAGGCACACCUUUACAAGAUAUCAUACAACCUUUGUACCAAAGAUUGUGCUCUGUUGAAGAGGGUGUUAACUCCCCAUUGGAAACUAUCUCUGAUGAAGAGGUUCUCAGAUCUGCCUCUGGUGGCCUGGCCCUAGAGGGUAUGUACAAAUCUGGGAAUCUGGACGACCUGCUGCAGAAAAGACAUCAACUCCUGGAAGUGCCAGAAUCCUUCAGGCUACGUGGUCCUGAGCACAAAUAUGUUUAUGAGAAAAAGGAAUUUAAUUCCCAGGAAUCUCGAACAAAGUUUCAGAAAGUCAUGGAAAGGCUUGGCGUAAGUUUCAGCAUUUCAUUGAAAAGUACAUUUUUAGGUUUUGAAUCUGAGGUCAAAAUUGAAUAUGAACAUUCUGAAGAAAAAUCCAAAAAAUCGUCUUCUGCACACACAUACAUUUUAAACACGCAAUAUAACUACGUACCACUGGCCUCCUGUUUCAUUGAGAAAGAUCAACUGAAACUGUGCCGCUCUGCCUUGAAUGAGCUGAAAAACAUUGAAUCACUUUUGCUGAAUGUGAAUGAGAAAAAAAAACCUGAGAUGCUGAAUGAGGUCAAACGUUUUUACCAGACAUUUGGGUCACAUGUAAAUCAAGGGCCCCUUCACUUUGGGGGGAUUUUCUGGUGGACAGCUUCAGCAGAAGGUUUCAGCACUAGUGAACUGUCUGAAGUGAAGAGUCUGACAUCUGCUGCUUUGAAUGCGUACGUUGGCGUUGGGUCCUUUCUUGGGUGUUCAGGCGGGGUGAGCGCUUCUCUGUCUCAGAGCAAAGGCUCAUUUGAGGGAAACUAUAGUGCCAGUCUCCUCAGUAAAGUUCAGCUUUCUGUCAGUAAAUCCGGAGGUCCAACUGAAACAGAUGAUUACUUGAAAUGGAAAUCAGGUCUACGGACUUCCAACAAAACUUGGUAUGUAAUUGACAGGGGAGAUACCCUGGUUCCAGUUUGGGACAUCAUCCUAUCUUCCCACAGUCAUGAGUUUGAUAACGCUUCCAAACUGUGCAAUUUCAUCAGGGAAGCAUAUACAGAGAUCACAAAACAGGAUGCAGAACCCAUAUGGGGACAGAAUGUGCUGUUAGCAGUGAUGGAAGCUCAGAAAAUGAUCCAGUCAGUGAAGUUGUGGUCUGUAUCCAAAAGUCAAAUGAAUUUGACUAAAUUGCUAGAAAUCAAGAGAAAACUACAAGAAUACACAGGAGACAGUAAAGCAUGGAUCCAAGAGUGUCUCUCUAGUCGAGACCUUCAAGACUUUUUGACAGAGAUCACUAAAGAAAACACUGAUCUCACCAUGAGGAAGAUGAUGAAAUCUGUAAUGGAUCAGUCAUAUGAUGUUGAAGACUUCCCAAACCGUGUUAAAAUCCUAAAGUGGACACAACACACUGAAGAGGACUUACCCACAGUUACAUCUGCCUCUGAGUUUUCUGACCUGGAGAGAAUACUAAAUGAUGUCAAAGAUUAUUUCUGUAAUCCACAAUCUGUGUCUGACAUGUCUGCUGAGGAAAAGGCUACUUGCACAAUAACCACUGCCAUCAAGUCACUGUGUCAGAGACUAAGAGAGAACAAUGAAACAGACAUAGAGCUGUUGAUUCUUUCCAUAGUUAAUGUUUUAGGAUACAGAACGGAUACAUUUUCUCCUCCACUAGGGGUAAAAGAGAUAGCAUUUUUACAGAGCACUCUCCAUACAUGUUAUGAAGAUUACUUAUCUUUUAAAGAGAGGAGUGAAGACAAGGCUCAGGCAUACUUACUCCUGACAGCACUGACUGUGUCCAGAGACGAACAAAGAAUCUCCCCAGAAGAUAAAGAAGAACGGCUAAAAUUCUUUAUAUCAAAAGCUGGGGACAUUUCGCAUGUUUCUGACCUGAUUGAUAAACAUAAAGACUGGAAAAAACUAGAGCAGGGACUUAACAGGAUUAUCAAUGAGACAAACCAAUCAAAAGAGCAAGAAAUGCUACUGAAGAAGAUUCAGGCCCUGGGAAGUUUAAUGAAACCACUGGAAAGGAAAGAUCGUCCAACCCAACAGAAUGCCUCAGGCAAAACAAAAACAGAAGAACACCCUCCUGUAAAUAACUGGAAGGCAGAGAAACUCAAGGGUUUACUUCAGAGACUGGGACUAUGGGAGUCAUAUCCCAAGAAGAUAAAAAUGGAAGAUGUCCUACUAAUAAGUAAUAUUUCAAGUACAUAUCUGAAUACUAUGGAAAAAGAUCUGUACCAGCAGUAUAUUUACAAACUCAUGAUGCUAGACUGUAGUGCCCGGGAUUUGUAUUGGAAAGCUAAAUCGUCUGAACCUGAACCAACCAUUGCUGAAGAUGCAGGUAGCAGUGAUGAAGAGGAUGACAUUUUCAAAAAAGAUACGUUGUGUGCUGAAGAUGUCUGUGACAUGGAUUCAUCUGUCCACCCCAUGGAUAUUCAUAUGGCGGUUUUUCAUUGUUCAGAUGAUUUUGUGAGGCAGUACAUUUACUCCAAACUCUCCACAUGUCAGUUUGCUUUACCUCUUCUGGUACCAAACCCCUUUUCGGGUGAAAUAGAGUUCCCGGUGUGGGCACUUCGACAAAUCAAAAAGACGUGGCAGAACACACAGCAGCCUAUCUUCAGUGCACAGGUGCCUAUUGUGUCCUUUGUGAGGCUGGGGAGGUCCUCAAACUCAAAGUCUCACAUCCUGAGCAGCAUCAUCAACCAACGGAAACACCCAGUGUUUUUCAACCGACACUGUGCCAGAAGCAUGAGGCACUGCCUCCUUAUGGACGGGGUUGUGGAAAUCACUUGGUACUGUGCAGGAUCCAACGAGAGAGACAUUUUUGACCACUGUGUUGCUUUUGUGAAUCUCCAUGGCGAUGCCAGCCAUCACCGCAGACAGCUCCAGUUUCUGCAGGAAGUGAGUGCUGUCACUGUACUGCUUCUCUCAGAGGAGAAAGCAAGUAAAACUUUCAAAGAACUGCGAAAAUCUCCUACUCCACUAAUUAUGCUCCUCUCUCAUACAGAAAAAGUUCAAGGCAAAAGUCAGAAAAAUAUAAAAAUUGCAGCAAAGAACAGAAAUGAGGCUGAACUAACAGGAGAAAUCAUCUCCAGCAUCAAACAGUGCCUUCCAACUAAAUCAGAGAGGCCUAGCUUAGCAGAUUGCUUGACGAUCGCCAGACAGAAGCAGUUCAGAAUUGAUGAGGACAAUGAAAAAUGUAAAGAGGGAAAAGAGCAGGCUGAGCAUAUAAUUAGUUUUCUGAGGGGAAAGAAUGAAAAAAACAGAAAGGACGAAUUAAUGAACAUAAAAGGGAGGAAUUUGCCAUUGCAAGGUGAACUGUGGGAGAACUGGUGCAGGAAGGACAAGGAGCAAUAUCGCCUGCGCAGCACAGGCGACAGAAGCAAUGAGAUGGUAUUGAGUGACAUAAAAUCUAAGAAACAAGCCAUACGCUUAGAACAACUGAAUAAGGCAUUCCACCUCAGUGAUUUCAUGAGGUCAUUUCUGCGGUGCUUCCACCAGUCAGAAGAAAAUAAGGACCUGUAUAUGUUACAGUGGCUUCAGAUAUUUCUGGAGGAAUAUACCACUGGCUCAUAUCUCCAGGAGAAGGACCAGGAACCAAAAGGUGAGGACAAGAAACCCAAAGAAGUGUCAUUUGGGCUGCAGCAUAUUAUGAGAGAAGUGAGUCAGCUGUACGAGGCAGUUAAUUCAGUAGCCAAGAGUGAGGACUUCACAGAUAUACAGUGUCUUGACACUCUUCCCAGAAUUGGAGCACAGAUGCUGGUUGCAGGGUACCCUCUGGAGCUCAUGGAUGGAGAUGUGGCUCACGUGCCCAUUGACUGGAUCAAGGCUGUUUUUGACAAACUGAUACAAAAACUUGGAGACAAAAAGGUUUUUGUCCUCUCAGUCCUCGGCCUUCAGAGUUCCGGCAAGUCCACUCUGCUAAACACCAUGUUUGGGUUGCAGCUCCCUGUGAGUGCAGGAAGGUGCACCAAAGGUGCAUUCAUGCAGCUGCUGAGAGUUGAUGAAGCGAUGAAGGAACAGCUUCAGUUUGACUUUGUGCUGGUGGUGGACACUGAAGGUCUGCGAUCACUGGAGCGCAGCCCUGAAACCUCUCUGGUUCAUGACAACGAACUGGCCACCUUCAUCAUUGGUGUGGGAAACAUGACGCUCAUCAACAUCAUGGGAGAGAAUCCAUGUGAAAUGCAGGAUAUUCUGCAGAUCUGUGUUCAGGCUUUCAUGAGAAUGACGUAUGUCAAAAUAAAAACAAGCUGCAUAUUUGUGCACCAGAAUGUUGCUGAGACAACUGCCAAUGACAAAAACAGGGAAGGGAGAAGACGCCUUCAAAAGAGACUUGAUGAAAUGACUUGCGUUGCAGCAAAAGAGGAGAAUCUGGACAUUAAAUGUUUUUCUGAUAUAAUUCAUUUUGAUGUGGACCGUCAGGUGUUCUACUUUAAAAAUCUCUUGGUGGGAGACCCCCCCAUGGCUCCUCCUAACCCAUCCUACACCCAGAACGUUCAGAAGCUGAAGGACAAGCUGCUGUCCAUUACCAAAUGCCAGCUGCCCACACUGUCUGGGGUAAAAGAGCGAAUCCAAGACUUAUGGGAUGCUCUUCUGAGAGAGAACUUUGUUUUCAGUUUCAGGAACACCUUGGAGAUUUCUACAUACAGCAAGCUAGAAAAGUCUUAUGGACAAUGGUCAUGGAGCAUCAGAAAGCAUGCUCUGGAGAUACAGCAAACCUGGCACAACAAAAUAAACAGCAACUUGGUGAAUGAGGUGUACAUGUCAGAUCUUACAAGAGAAUUUGAUGAGAUCUAUGCACAACUCACAGAUGAGAUAGAAACAUAUUUUACACGUGAGGAACACCCAGAAAUCCUGGUUAACUGGAGAUGUAAUGUUGAUACAAGGUUUCAAACUUUGAAGGAUAAGCUCAUUGAAGACACACAGAGGAAGUGCAGAGAUUUACUCAACAUCAGAAAGUGCAGAUCAGAACUGGAUGGGAAGAGGUCUGGCUACGAGGCACAAUUGCUCAGAAUGAGUAGAUCUUUGGCCUCAAAACUACAGGACCAAAAACUGACCAGUGAUCAAAUGAGGCUGCACUUUGAUGAACUGUGGACCCAAUGGUUGACAAAAAUAUCCUCAGAGAAACGUCCAGAAAAACAAGUUGAUAUCCAGGCUGUUGUGGAAAGCAUCCUGCACAAUCAAUUCAAAAAGGAAAAAGACAUUUCUCAAAAGAUUAAAAAGCACAAGGAAAUGAUCAGUUUUCAGUUCCAGGUUGACAAAUAUGUUUCACGUUACUGGAUGAAGAGGGUUUUUUCAGUCUUUCAAUCGUCAGAAACUGCAAACAUUAAGAAAGAAGGUCAAAAUAUUACAGAACAAAUAGCUGCAGAUGUACAUAACUACAUUGAAAGGAAAUCAAGGGAAAAUGUGGACUUCAAUGAAAUAUUUAUUCAUGAAAUAUUAGAGAGCAUAUCACAGACUUUGGAGACAUAUGAAAAAAGAGAGAACCACAUAGAACUCGAACCAAUGUAUAAAGUUGACAUCUCCAUUUACAGUUGCACAAAGGCAGUUGAAAGAUUCAGCGAAAUGCAUGCAUAUUUCAAGAGGAGAAAUGAUCUGCUGACAUGCCUCGGUGAGAAGAAGGAGGAAUAUUUCCAGUAUUUUAAAGACUCUUGUGACGGAGCAACCUCUGUCACGAUUUUUGCCAAUUUUCUGUGCAAUUAUCUCAAAUCAGCAAUAGAACAGCAAAUGUACCACAAAGUCAGCCUUCAAAUUGUGGACCAAAUGAAACAUAACUACCCAGCUUUCAAUGGAAACAGAGCUAACCUGGAGGAUCACAUACUGAAAGAGCUUGCUAAGAAAGAGAAGUUUGACCCGUAUGUGGAGUACCUCGAGCGUCCAAAAGAACACUUUGAAAAGUUCAUCAGGGGAAGGGUGGAGGAGUACUGCAGAGACCACCAGAGUUUAACAUCACAUCUCCUCAACAGAAACUUGAAAAUGUUGGUUGAAAAGACUUUGACCGAAAGUUCCAUUGUGACUUCAGAACUUAAGGAGAAGGAGGGAACUAUCGCAAUGUGGCUUGAGAAAUUCUGCUCUAAACUUGGGAGUUUUAUUUCCAUCUCAAGAGCGAAUUUCAAAAACAUUGAAUGCGAGGGCACUGGAAACCUGUCGUUUCUCCAGGACAUGAUGGCUAAGUCACUUUCAGACAUGCAGGAACAGACAGAACAAGAAAUAAAAGCUUCAAGCCUUGACUUUAAAAUGUUCCAGAACAGACCAGAUGACAUUCUAAUCGACCAGCUCAGCGGAUGCUGGGAGCAGUGUCCCUUCUGCAAAGCCAUCUGUACAAACACUAUGGCUGGUCAUGACACUGACCACAGUGUGAAAUUUCAUCGCCCAAAAACGCUCGGAGGAUGGAGAUAUAGGGGAACCCAAGAGUUUUCGGUUGACUUUUGCACCACAGCAGUCAGUGGUAAUUCACACUUCUAUAAUCGUGAAGGCAAAUUGACGCCUUUUAAAGAGUACAGAAAAGCAGGCCCCCCUUUUGACAAAUGGUCAAUCAAGCCAGAUUCUUCUGAAAAACUCUACUGGAAGUGGUUUGUGUGUGUCUUCAGGAAUAAACUGCAGGAGAAAUUUGGAUAUAAGUUUGAGGGCAGAGGUGAAAUUCCACGUGACUGGGAAAAAAUUAGUAAGCCUGCUGUGCUGAAAGAACUGGACGUGUGAAUAUGAAUCCAAACUCAGGCCAGCAAGGAUUCAGCAGACUGAGGGAUACAGAUGAUCACUCCAACAAGAUAACUUCACAUGUUUAGUGGCAUCAUGUACCAGUUAUUUUAAUGUUGAUCAUUUUAACCAAUCAAGUUGUAAUGUCUGCAAUAUUAAUUUUGUAUUAUGAAACUGAUCUUACUAAGUGUAAUUGUUCAUUUCAGUUAACCAUAAAGAAAAGCUGAUAUAAUUACAUAUAAUCUAGAUGUUUUUCUGAUCAGAUUUCUCUGUGGAAGUUUUACACAAAGCAAGUUUGGACAUGGUGUGGAGCACAUGGUGAGAAGGAUGACACUGUGCCAUAACAGAGAAUUUAAAAGUAAUUUUAUCAGCAUUAUUCAUCUAUGGAGGCCAUUCAGGCCCUAAAAGCAUGCAUGUAGACUAGAGUGGAAUCUUUCUCAACAGAUCUCAUUAAGAUAAAAUUGUAGAUUGCACAUUGCUAAUCAUGAUUAUUCAGAAAUAUGUGUAAUUUGUUUUGUAUUCUAUUGAUGUUAUGAUGGAAAAAAGUUGCAGAGUCAUUUAACUGUGAAUAUUAAACAGCAUAUCUCAUUUCUGACAUUAGCAUUACCCUGUACUGCGUUUUAUAACACAUUCUGAUUAUCCAUCUCAGACACAACUGUCAAGGCAUUUAUAAAUGAAAUCCUGCUUAACGAAAACUUUAAAAUCCAACCUUCGUUUGAAAGCUGAAGACAUUGUGUGUAGAACUGGUUAUGGCUCUCACCAUUUUGCUAUGAGUUUCUUUAUAAUGUACAGCUGCGAGACAGUUCUGAAUCUGAAAAAGAGUCUUUGUGUUUUGUUUUUAUAAUAAGCGACAGAUCUUUUGACACUUUUAUUACAUUUACAGCCUUCAUGUGAUGUACAAGCUGUCCAAGACAUUGUGUGAAACAAUAUUUUAACAUUAGUUGGGACUGUCUGUUAGUAUAGUGGAUUACAGCUUGUGGGAAUAUGCUUAUGGGAAAUAAGAAUCUGUGUAGUAUUUCUAGUCACUUGUUGGUUUAUUUUGGUCGCUGGUUUAUUUUCUUUGCAGGCAAUUUCGGUUGUUUGACUGUCUGCUUCAUCAUUGAUGGCUUUCUGAAUGCUGUAAGAAUGAGACGAGCAACGCCAUAUCCUGCUGAAAUGUCUUGCAUUUAACAUUAAAGAAAUUCUUAAGUUUUA